Penaeus vannamei (Pacific white shrimp) is the source of this 1621-nucleotide messenger RNA. NCBI's taxonomy places the organism in Eukaryota, Metazoa, Arthropoda, Malacostraca, Decapoda, Penaeidae. The record is from RefSeq and is a predicted model, not a curated record.
CCUCCGAAGUUCGUGUUCCUGGGCGUGGCACUGGCUUCGGCUUCGAGGGGUUUCUCCGAUACGACAUUCCUCGGACACGCUUCUCGGUAUCACGAACACGUCCUCUCUCUCUGGUCUUCGGGCACAGGAAUUGCCACCUUUAUGGGUCCUCUCCUGUACGCGUCCCUCACCACCGCCGGGGUCAAGCCGAAGAACGCCUUGCUCUCGUUUCUGAUGGUGCCCGCGGUGAUCGUUCUCAGUUUCUGUUGCAUUCUGAGUAACCACGAAGACCUCAGCGGGAGAUCGGACGUGGAAAUGGUGCUCGAGGUCGAAACGGAUUUGCCGAAGAAGAAAAGCAUGGCAGCUAAAAUCCAAGAAAAACUCGAUCUUUUCAUGAGAGCGCAAAAAUACAUCUUCCCGUUGUCCGUUUUUUACAUGAUGAUGUACCUGACCAACCAGGGCCUGCUGGAAAUGGUGUUCUUCCCCGGGUCUAUCCUGACACACGCGCAGCAGUACAGCUGGAGCAACACGACACGUUGCCUGGGCACUCUCAUCUCCAGAAGCGCUCACAAGUUCUUCCUCAUACCCAACGCAUGGAUAUAUAACGGGCUGGCUCUGGUGAUACUUAUCGUGGUGGGUACUGAAGCAUCCUACCAUUACCUCCCCUCUGAGUACAUCAUCUUCUCACUGUUAUUCCUUCAAGGACUUCUAGAGGGUGCUGCCUUCAGGACUACUGUCUUCAGGAUCCAAAACAAGACAACUGAGAAAGAACAAGAGUUUUGUCUUGGUGUCUUUCCUGUGUCCCUGUUCCUACCUGCAGUGCUUGCUGGCCUUGCAUCGCUCCCCACACACGACUAUCUGUGUGAAAAUCACUUAUAUGCUCAAUAGAUACCAGUUCAAAAGAAAAGUAAAACUUGGGAGAAGAAAGAAUGUAUUUGUUCUUUCCUACUGAUUUUUAUCUAAAUCCUUUAAACAAAUAGAGGAAAUAUAUGAACAUACUGUAAGAGGUAAUUUAGAGUGCCUUAAUGAAAUCAUUUGUGUUUCAAGGUCCAUUUGUGUUAGGUUAAAAUUGAUAUAGCAUAUUGAUAGUCAUAUUAUAACAGAUGUAUAAAUUACUAACAUAAGUCUAUGUUCCCAAUGCCAUCUAUUGUAUCUUUGUAAAUUAGGAAUAUAACUGUGAUUCUGUAAAUAGUUUUUUAAAGCAAACUUGUCUAUCAUUCUUGCUGAAGAUAUAACUUAUUACAGAAAUUUAAUCUUUUCAUAUAUCUAUUCAAAACAAAAUGUUAUCUCUUCAUGCAUUUUCACAGAACGAGCUAUAUUACCAUCACACCCCUUUAUUAACAUUAUUCAGCAUUUAGCACUUCUAAUGAUUUAAUACUGAAUAUAGUAUAGUUUUAAAAUUCAUAAACACUUGUACAAAAUGUCAAAGUACAAAUCAUUCAUUUUUUCUUAAAAGUUAAAAUACUACUUUAAUUGGAUUACAAUGUAAAAAGAAACUGUUGUGACCUCAUGAAGAUGUGAUACUUAAUGUCUAAUGCAUUUUGUUUUUUAGCGAGAUAUCUAUAUGAAUGUUCUUUUUAUUUCAAGUCUGGACAGACUAUAAAUUUAAAUACAUAAUAAGAAUAAAAGUUACUUUAUUAAA